This is a messenger RNA of Diaporthe batatas, 861 nucleotides long. RefSeq lists its product as uncharacterized. The record is from RefSeq and is a predicted model, not a curated record. NCBI's taxonomy places the organism in Eukaryota, Fungi, Ascomycota, Sordariomycetes, Diaporthales, Diaporthaceae. Bases 1 to 861 code for a protein of 286 amino acids. The transcript is spliced from 2 exons. Gene Ontology annotation, molecular function: monooxygenase activity; iron ion binding; oxidoreductase activity, acting on paired donors, with incorporation or reduction of molecular oxygen.
AUGAAUACUGACAAUUUCCUGUCAAGCAUCAUCCACAAGUACUGUUUUGGUAACAGCGAAAACCUCCUCCAGGACAUGCAACUCGCAAACAGUCGUCGUCAGAAUGUUGUACAAGUUCUCGCACGCACUCAUUUCAACUUACAUUUUAGCUGGGCCCGCAACCUCAUGCAGAAACUACCCCCAAGCAUCGGCGCCAAGUUAAUGCCACCGGGCGUUAAGGACAUUAUUGCGUUCCGCAGGGCCAUGAGCAAACAGAUCGGCAACAUCCUAUCAAGCAAGUCCUCUUCCGACGAUACACCAUCUAUCUUUACGUACCUCCGCGAUAGCCCCGAGCUCCCGGACUCCGAGAAGUCACCUGCACGUCUUCUCGAUGAAGCCGUGCUCCUGAUCAUGUCCGGUACCUACUCGCCCAUGCUCUCGCUGAUCGUGGCCCAAUACCACCUCAUAACACGCCCAGGAAUCAUGGCCAAGCUGCGCUCCGAGCUGCGCGCACACCCGGAAAGCGCCAGCCCCGAGCAGCUCCAGCAGCUCCCGUACCUGUCCGCCUCACUGUUCCCGGACCCGUGGCGGUUCGACCCGGAGCGCUGGAUCAUCACGGACGAGACGCAGCAAGAAAUCGUCCGGCGCCGCCGCAGGGCCAUGAUGAGCUUCAUGGCCGGCACGUCCCGUGGCUGCCCCGGCAUGCACCUCGCCGACGCUGAGAUGGCGGUCGUGGUGGCUGCCAUGGCGCGCUGGGAGAUGCGGCUGUACCAGACUACGGCGGAGGAUGUGGAGUUUUUGCAUGAUUAUCAUGUUAUGAGCCCUAAGCUGGACUCCAAGGGGGUGAGAGUCGAGAUUGUGGGACGAGCUGAGGGGAUGUGA